Plasmodium reichenowi is the source of this 4965-nucleotide messenger RNA. Its product is annotated as zinc finger protein, putative. Gene Ontology annotation, molecular function: metal ion binding; mRNA binding. NCBI's taxonomy places the organism in Eukaryota, Apicomplexa, Aconoidasida, Haemosporida, Plasmodiidae. The coding region runs from base 1 to 4965 and encodes 1654 amino acids. The transcript has 5 exons. The record is from RefSeq and is a predicted model, not a curated record.
AUGUUAUACAAAACUCAGCUCUGUUCGUUUUAUGCUAAGGGUAUAUGUGCUCGAGGAAGUAAAUGUAGUUGGGCUCAUGGGCAGUCAGAUGUAAGGCCUAUGCCGAAAUUUUAUAAGACUCGAAUGUGCUACACGUUUCUAUCGGGCAGUUAUUGUGAAGCCUCAAAAUGCACCUUUGCCCACACUGAAGAUGAAUUACGAGGUUCAGGAAAAGCUUUGAGACUGUGUACUAAAUUUUUCUUGGAUGGUUAUUGUAACAAAUCUGAUAAGUGUCCUAUGGCUCAUCACAUUAGUCAAUUGGACCCUUCAGUAAAAUUUACAGCUAGCGAAUUGAUGAACAGAAUGUACAACAAUGAAGAAACUUCAUGUCAUAAAGAAAAUGGAGAUACACAAGAAAAUGAGGAUAAUAAUAUAUAUUUAAAAAAUGAUACAUACAAAAAUGACGAAAAUAACGUUGAUAUGGACUAUAGCAUGAUGAACAAUUUUAAUGAUAAUAAUUUAAGAGAUUCUAAAAAUAAUUACAAAAAUGUUCUUAUGGAUAGCAAUCAAGAAUAUGACUAUAUGACAGAAAUUAAGGUUCCCCAUUCUGCUAACGAAGAACUUCUUAUUAAUCAUGAUGCAAUAAUGGAAUGUGGAAAAGAAGUGGUAAAAAAUAAUCAACAUAUGAAAAGUAAAAAUAAUGUUAUGAUCAGAAAUGAAUAUACACCGAACCAAGGAAAACUAAUUAUGAAUGAAAACGACAAAUAUGAUGAAUACAUAAUAAAUCAAGACGUUUUAAAAAUAAAUAACACGAAAGCUUGCGACUAUUAUAAUAAAAUAAAUGAAAAUAUCCAUCCAAUUGAUUAUAUUAUGAAUGGUGAAAUGGUAGAUGAAAGAGAAAAGAAAAUUAACCAUAACCAAGAAUAUGUAUACAAUAAAAAUGGAGAACCUAUUGAUACAUAUGACAAUUAUGAAAUUUGUAAAAACUAUAAGCUGAUGAAUAAAAAUAGAUUUAUAAAUAAUGAGUAUUAUAAAAAUGGUAUUGUUACAAUAGAACAGAAUAUACAAAAUGUGGAAGGUACAACUUAUGUAGGUAGUAAUUGUCUAUCCACUAAUUGUGUAAGUCAUUGUUUGGCUAAUCACUGUUUAGGAAAUCAUUGUGUAGGUAAUAAUUGUUUGGCUAGUAACUAUUUGGCUAGUAAUUGUUUGGCUAGUAACUAUUUGGCUAGUAACUGUUUGGCUAGUAACUGUUUGGCUAGUACCUGUUUGGCAAAUAAUUGUAUAAAUAACAAUUGUGUAACAAAUAGUUGUAUGAAUAACAAUUGUGUAACAAAUAGUUGUAUGAAUAACAAUUGUAUGAAUAAUAAUUAUUUGAAUAAUAAUUAUAUGAAUAACAAUUGUAUGAGUAAUAAUUAUAUGAAUAACAAUUGCAUGAGUAAUAAUUAUAUGAACAGCAAUUGCAUGAGUAAUAAUUAUAUGAAUAGCAAUUGCAUGGGUAAUCAUUAUAUAAGAAAUCACUGUACCGGAAACAAUUGUAUAGGGAAUAAUAUAUAUUCUGGUGGUUAUAACACCUUACGUAAUUAUAUUUCUAAUAAUAAUAAUAAUAAUAGUAAUAAUAGUAAUAAUAAUGGUAAUAAUAGUAAUAGUAAUAGUAAUAGUAACAAUAAUAACAAUAUGAAUAAUGUGUAUAAUUAUAGCAGUGUUAAUAAUUUAAAUAAUGUUGACAAUAUGAAUAAUUCAAGAAAAAUGAUACAACAUAAUAUAUCAUCUAAUAUGGGUAGUACUAUGAAGAUAAUAAAUAAAGGAGAAAAAAAUGAUAUACAUAUAUGUGGAGAGAAGUAUAUAUAUAAUAACAUAAAACAAAAAAAAGAUACUUUAGAAAAUUCUCUUCAAGAUGAGCAUGUGGUUACAUAUGAUAAUUGUAAAAAUGUCUUAAGUAAUAUAUAUCAUGAAAAUAGUGUUGUUCAUUUUAAUAAAGGAAAUGAGAGUGUGGAAAUCUUCGAAGAAAUGAAUAAUAAUAAUAUUAACAACAACAAUAAUAACAAUAAUAAUAAUAACAAUAAUAAUAUUAACAAUAAUAAUAAUAAUAACAAUAAUAACAAUAAUAACAAUAAUAAUGAUAAUAAUAUUAUACAUUAUUCAUACAAUAAUCAUAACGAUUUCAAUGAUAUCAACAGACAAGAUAAUAAUGGAGAUAACAAAGAAAAUCAUAAAAAUAUGCAUAUGAAUAAUAACUGUUUUUAUUAUAAUAAUAAUAAUAAUAAUAAUUAUUAUCAUCAUUGUCAUAACAAUAUAUCUAAUGAAAAAGACAAUUACAAAAAUGACAAGAAAAAUAUCGAAAAAAAAAAUAAUACAAAUGAAAAUAUCCAAAUGAAUAACUUAAUAUAUAAUAUGAGUAAAAUGUCUCUUCAUAAUAUAAAUAAUCAUAUGAACAACAGGAAUAGAAGAUUAACUACAUGUCUUCCUAUAGAACAAAAAACAUUUAUUAAUUCUUAUCAUAUGAAUAAUAAGAAUGUUGACAAAAAUAUGCAUAACUUAUUAAAUGUUAAUAUACAAGAAGAUGAACAGGAUGAAAAAAAUAUGGUUACAAAUAUAGAGCAUUAUAAAGAAAAUAUAUCUCAUAAUAACCAAUAUAAUAAUAAUCAUAAUUAUUAUUAUUAUAAUAAUUCAGAGGGAGAUUUUAAAAAAUAUUUUAUUUUAAAUAAUAAAUAUUUAAUAGAAAAUGCAAAUAAAUAUAACAAUCAAUAUAUUAUAUCAAGAAAUUGUAGUGCAACUAUUCAUGAUCAUUUAAUGAAGAAUCAUGAGAUGAAGAAUAAUUAUAUGGAUAACUAUGAAAUUAAUAAUAAUUACAUAAAUAAUUAUCAUAUGGGUGCUCAUUCUAAUAAUUCUCUUAACGCAUUCAACAACUUGGAUGACGUUGAAAGGAAUAAUAACAUGGAAGUAACAAACUCGGUUGUAGAAAAUAUCCAAAGGAGACACAUGAAUGGCGUGAGUAACAUGAAUGGUGUGAGUAACAUGAAUGGUAUAAAUAAUAUGAACGGUAUAAAUAAUAUGAACGGUAUAAAUAAUAUGAACGGCAUACAUAACAUGAACGGUAUACAUGACAUAAACGGCAUACAUAACAUGAACGGUAUACAUGACAUGAACGGCAUACAUAACAUGAACGGCAUACAUAACAUGAACGGUAUACAUAACAUGAACGGUAUACAUGACAUAAACGACAUACAUAACAUGAACGGUAUACAUAAUAUAAACGGCAUACAUAAUAUAAACGGCAUACAUAACAUGAAUAAUAAUAAUUUACUUUUACAAAAUGUAAAAGGAGGUCAACUUUUUGAUAGUGUUGAUAACAAUAUGUAUAAUAAUACAUCUAAUCCUAACAAUGAUUACAUGUGUGAUGGGGUUGAUGUUUCUAAUAUGAACGAAAGAGAAAUUAUGAACACAGAAGAGAACAUAAUACUUAAAUAUAAGAAAAUUCAAAAAAAUAAUUUGAUGCAUGACAACAAUAUGAUGAAUGGGAAGGAAGGUACAUCAAAAAAAAACAUUAGUAACAUAAUAAAUAAUAAUGUAAUAUUAAAUAACUGUUCAAAUAAGGUGUCUAAUAAUGAUUUCGAUGAUGAAAAGGACGCAUAUUUACAACAUGAGUGGAAUAAUGAAGAGAUCAUAUUAAAUAAUUAUAAUAAUAAUAUGGAUAAUAGUAGAUGUAAAAAUAAACAUAAUGAACAGUAUCCAGAUAAAUGUUGUGAUGGUGAUGAUAUUAUUAAUUCUGACUUUUCGUAUAACAAAAACAUGUAUACUAUAAAGGAAAACCAUAUAAAUUAUAUGAACAGAAAAAGUGAGAACAUACAUGAAAAUAUGAGAAUAACAAAUAUGAAGAAAAAUAUGAGUUCGAUAGAAAAAAUGGAUGAAAAAUUAAUUUUCCCAAAUGGUUGUAGUAGUAGUAGUAGUAGUAGUAGUAAUAAUAAUAAUGAUGACAAUAAUAAUAAUAAUGAUAACAAUAAUAAUGAUGAUAAUUAUAAUAUUGGUAGUUUUUUUAGUGAUGAUAUACAAUAUAAUAUAAAAAAAAAGUUAGAAAGAAACAAUAUCGAGAUUAAUAAGAACUAUGUACAUUUACACAACAUGAAAUAUAGGAAUAGAGAAAAUCAUAUGGAUAAUAUGGAUAAUUAUAAUGAGAACGAUAAUGUACUAGAAAUUUAUAAUAUAAGUAAUAAUAUGAAUAAUACAAUGACGGAAAGUAAUAAAUAUAUGAACAAUGAUAGUAUAGGAUAUAAUAGUACAAAAAAUUCUCAUGAGAGUUAUUCAUAUAAUAAAUAUGUUAACAAAGUGGAUGAUAAGAAUGCGACUACACAAGAGGGAAAAAAUAAUAUAAACGAGCAAAAAGUAUAUAGGAAUGAAGAAAAGAUAUACUUAAGUGUAGAUCAUAAAAUAAAUGAAGAAAGAGUUGGUAAAAAUGUUAGUAACCAAAUUAGUGAUAGGAUAGACGACAAAAUGAGUGACAAUAUGAGUGAGAAAAUAAAGAAUAGAUUAUUAUAUGAUGAGAACUUUGAAAAUAAUAGUGAUCCUACAUACUUUUUUGACGAUUAUAACAAAUCUGUUGCUUCCUCUUUAGAAAAAUAUAAUUAUUUGAAUUAUAUGGAAAAUACAAAAAAUAAUUGUAUGGUAAAUAACAACUUGGAUAUAUAUGAAUUUUCUUGUAAAAGUGAAGGCGGCUUAUCAAAUGACAUGUACAAAAAUGAAAAAGAUAUACUUGAUACGAGAAGAAAGGGUUCUUUUAAUAGUAAUACGGAAGAUGAUAAAAUGAACUAUGAAUAUGAUGAUAAUAAGCUUGAUGAUAAUAAGGAUGAUGAUAAUAAGGAUGAUGAUAAUAAGAAUGGUGAUAAUAAGGAUGGUGAUAAUAAUAGCAAACAUAGUGUUAAGAGUUAUAAUCCUUUAACUUACAGUUUUAGUGGUUUAUGUGAAUGUUUGAGUAAACAAGAUAAUAUUUAA